Molecule: messenger RNA, 516 nt
Organism: Durusdinium trenchii
Lineage: Eukaryota; Dinophyceae; Suessiales; Symbiodiniaceae
Source: the annotation of a GenBank genome assembly
AUGCGCUUUGUGUCAUUGGGCGUGGCACAAGCAACGCGCGCCAUACGCCACUUGCGGGUACACCCGGUGGAAUGGCAGAAUCAUCCUGGCAUGCGCCUGGAGGUGUUUGGUUGGACGGAUGGCAAGCUGAAGGUCGAUACUCCAAUUCCGAAAUCCUUACGGGAUAAAGCUUGCCGCCUGGAUGUUGUGCGCAGAAGUGGAGAGCUGUUGCAGCGAGGCUUGGCCCUGGCGAGCACUGCGGCCCACGAGCGUUGGCGCGAGAUGCAAAAAGCAGAGGAGGAGAAGAACCAGCAAGCUCUGGCCGAGAGGAAUCAGGUCGAGCAGCAGCUGCAGGACACGUUGUCACAAAUGGAAGAGCUUCGAAAGGCGAAUCAUCUUCUCCAAGAGCAGGCAGCGGAGAGAGAGCAGGAACUUGCAGAUGCCGAAGCAGAAAGGCUCCGUUUGGGAGUGGAACUGGACUCAGCUCCGUUGGUGGACUCCGUUUGUCGUUUUAAAGCACUCAGUGCACUCAACUAA